Messenger RNA from Pleuronectes platessa (European plaice), 1662 nucleotides. RefSeq lists its product as uncharacterized. NCBI's taxonomy places the organism in Eukaryota, Metazoa, Chordata, Actinopteri, Pleuronectiformes, Pleuronectidae. Gene Ontology annotation, molecular function: transmembrane signaling receptor activity. The transcript has 8 exons. Gene Ontology annotation, biological process: cell surface receptor signaling pathway. The record is from RefSeq and is a predicted model, not a curated record. The coding region runs from base 189 to 1043 and encodes 284 amino acids.
CUGCAUGUUUUCAUGUGUGGAUUCGAUGCAGAGUCCAAAAGUUUCAGCAGGAACCAAACCAACAACUCAGUUUCACAUGGUUUUAAACGUAGAACUCAUACGUGCCUUUAGCACCAAGAACAGACCAAUCAGGAAGAGGGUCUGUCGUUGGUAUUUGAGUCUGAUGGUCUCAGUCGUCACUCCACAACAUGGAGCUCUUAUCUCUCUGUAUCCCACUGUUGAUUCUGACACUUGUUGCUGAAGUCCACAGCCUGAAGGAUCGGAGAGACGAUGCAGCUUUUCCUCACUUCGAUCCACAACGACUGCAGUUGUUUCAGUACGAGUCGGUCUCUAUCAGCUGUGAGGAUCUGAAAGGCCUCAGCGAGUGGAGAGUGAUGAGGAGGCUGAAGGAUCUAACUCCAUCAGACACUUCUUCCUGGGAGACGUCGACCAGAUCCCGCACGAUCAAAACCGUGCAUGAAUCCGACAGCGGAGAAUAUUGGUGCGAAGACGAACACGGAGAGAAAAGUAAUGCAGUUAAUGUCACUGUUGGUGGAGAGCUGAUCCUAGAUAUUCCUCUUGGUCCUGUGAUGGAGGGAGAUGACCUGACUCUGAGCUGCAUCAUGGAGAAACCUUUCAACCGAAUCGCUGAGUUCUUCAGGGACAACGUCCGUAUCACGACGGGAUACAAAGGAGUGAUGAGCAUCUUCCGUGUGUCCAAGUCUGAUGAAGGACUCUACAAGUGCAACGUCUCCGGAGUCGGAGAAUCACCAGAGAGCUGGCUGAAUGUCCAAGGAAAAGCUACUCUGGCUGUGCACAAAGAUAAUGAUCCGUCCUCCAGUGGAACCCCUCAUCUGGUCCUGCUGUGGACCUUGACCAUUGUUUUACUGGGCUCUCUGCUUCUGCUGGGACUUCUCUAUAGAAACCGUCGAGCAUUAAUCUGCUGUUCAUCAGACGCGUCAGCACUUGGUUCCGACUUGGCCAUGAACCCAACAGCAGUUUCCAGACAAGAUUCAAGUUCAGGGGAGGUCUUCUACUCUGUGAUAAACAAAAGGCCUCGCUGACGCCUGACAGACCCUGAAGAGGAAACUUAUGUGUGUUUAUGAUAAAGUGACACCACAUUAGUCAUAGAAAUAAAUAGAAAAUGAAAAAUAAAUUGAUCACUGAUGAUAGUGAUAGACGUUAGACAGAAAAAGCCUAGUUUGUUUCUUUGUGUUACUUUAGUGUCAGAGUGAGUGCUCUGUCUGCAGAUGAGGAUCUUUGCCUGCACCUUGGCCUCUUCCAAAGGGCUUGAUCAAUGGGCGUGGCCUGGGGAGCUGUCAGCUGCUGAUUGGUUUGUCUUUAACGCCUGAAAAUUCAAACUGUUCAGUUGGACAGCAGCGCCCCCUGUUGGCUUCAGUCCCCACACAUUAGUACUACAGGUUAAUACUUCCUGUUGGAUUAACUGUUGGUUCAUCCUGCACCGUUUUCUCCUCUUUGUUCAGAGUCAGGAUUAGUCGCCGUCUUUCAGGUUCAUUAAGUUUCCUUUCAGUCAGAUGUAUCUUCAGUUUGUUGUGUGGUUUCACCCUCAAGUCCUCAUGUAGAAAUACAUUGUGGUUAUUUUGGUGUGUGCUUGUGUUUCAGUGUUUUGAGUUUUGUUUCAUGCACAGAGAAGAGACACGUCUUCUCCUGUUAAACUGAAGA